UGGAAAAAAAAAGACAACACUAAUUUUAUUUGAAUUAUUCAGGCUCUUCAUGUAGUAUUGUGUUGUAAUAAUUUUAAUUGGCCGUCUCGGCUGCGAUUAUUUUAAUAGUGUGUGUACUAAAAUGUUUCCUUGAUAAUUUUAUUGAAUUACUCUGGCAAAACCGCCAGCCGUUUUUGGGGCUGCCAUUUCUGUGUACUUUUAAAUUCUACCUUUCUUUUUAAAACUUCCUGGUGAAAUCUCAUCCAAAAUUAGAAACAAACUGUUCACGGCUUUGUUUAAGCCUUGCAAUCCUUGCAUUAGUAGCUGGCAUCAUAUAAAAUCUGGAUUAAAUCGCUACCGGCUUUUCCGCAAUGGGGUCUAAAUGGACCGACGAGUCUGCAAUUCUGCGGGAUUUGUCGUUUGCCCAAGGUCGCUGGGUGCCGGGCGGGAUCGACUCUGCCGUCGCCGGCGCGAAUCCACCAGUCCACAAUAUAACAGAAGAGACAGAGGAGGAGUACUAUCGGCACUGGACGUCUUUGGACCCAGGAGGUACUGGAGACUUCAGCUCAGGCCCAGACUUAUACCAAAUAAAAACCAUGCUGGAACUGAUGCAAGACGAACAUCCUCCCAAUGAAGAGUUUUUCUCUGGUCCAAUUGAAAUCAGAAAACUGAAUAUCCAAGCGCCCCCCUUCACAAAAACCAAAAGCAACACAAAAGAAAAUAAGCCUCCAAACAAGCCACGGCGAGCUCGCAACGUCGCCAUAGCCUCCAUAAUGGCACUAACGCUAUCCGAAGAGCCUCUGAAACUAGUUAAGCCAGAGGAGUUUAUAAAGCCAAUUAAGGAAGAUGAGGAGAUUACGGAGAGAAGGAAGGAUUCUGUUAAUAAAGUAACGAAUUGGUUGCAGGCCCAGGAUAUUAUGCCAAUGUUCAAGAAGAAGUCUUCGGUGAAUUCUUUUAAGGAGGAGAAAAUAAGCAGCACGAAAGACAAGUCACCGGUCCACUCCAAUGAAAGCGUAAAAUCUCCACACGAGCAGGGAAGUGUUAAAUCUCCGGACGGGCAAGGAAAUGUGAAGUCUCCUCACGGGCAGGGCAGCGUGAAGUCUCCGCACGCGCAGUACACGCCGUCCGCCUGGGCGCAGGAGUACUGCCGCCAGGCCGAGCGCCGCGGCCGCGCGCGCGCGCUGCUGCUCCAGGACGUGUGGGGCCGCGCGGAGCGGGCCAUGCAGGAGAUCGAUGCCAGGAAAGAGGAAAUAAGAAAACAAGAAGCAGCGGCGGAGCUGGCGGCCGAGAUUGCGCGCCAGUGCGAGGCGUUAGAAACUACGAGGCUGGAACUCCCGGAUACAGAAAAUGGCAAUAAAGAUACGACUGAAUCUACCAAUGAAAACGAGAAGGAUGAAGCGGAAGGUAUAGCCAAAGUGCUGCUCCCUCAGAGCCGCCACGAGCUGUUCCCCGGGGCCUGCGCGGUGUGCCGCGUGCUGGCCCCGGGGCCGGCCGCGGCCCGCCCGGCCAGCUCUUCCAAAUCUGACUCUAGUUCUAUAAGUGAUAUAGAUUUGUAACAAAUACAACAAUUUAGGGUCUCGGGGCUACUCAUAGGAUUAGAUUAUAUUAAAAGCUGUUUAAAAAUCGAUAACUAUUACUUAUGAAAGAAAAACAUUGUAAUGAAUCGUAUAUGAUUUAUAAUAGGGUUGUUUCCAUCUACCAAUCUUAGGGCAGAAUAGUAUCCCAUUAAAUUCUUUU
Messenger RNA from Cydia pomonella (codling moth), 1716 nucleotides. RefSeq lists its product as uncharacterized. The record is from RefSeq and is a predicted model, not a curated record. Lineage: Eukaryota; Metazoa; Arthropoda; Insecta; Lepidoptera; Tortricidae. The transcript is spliced from 6 exons. Bases 351 to 1535 code for a protein of 394 amino acids.